This is a messenger RNA of Haliotis rufescens (red abalone), 2580 nucleotides long. RefSeq lists its product as uncharacterized. The record is from RefSeq and is a predicted model, not a curated record. Gene Ontology annotation, molecular function: protein binding. NCBI's taxonomy places the organism in Eukaryota, Metazoa, Mollusca, Gastropoda, Lepetellida, Haliotidae. The transcript has 11 exons. The coding region runs from base 295 to 2412 and encodes 705 amino acids.
CAUCUUAUGUUCUACGUUCGUACCGGAUGCUAUAGGUAAGAUCAGGAGAGUCAACAAAACACAUUACAAGCCUUGGCUGGGAUUUUACCGUGGAAGUGUCACCGUUGAACAUAUUUCCGGAAAGUGCCGAAGGCGACCGAAGAGUGACAGGUUUGAGUUGAAGUUAGGUCAUGGUGUCCCCAGGUCAAUAACUGGAAAGCUCUGCAGGUAGUAUAACAGGCAGCUGUCAGGACCGCUGCUCCACAACAGACGACGCAACAAGAAAACAACACACGCUAUUUCACGUUGAUCAUAAUGAACUUGAAGAAGACCAAGGUAUAUAAACUGAUAGCGACUGGAAACAAGGAUGCAGUUAUUAAGGGGAUGUACGACUACCUGAAGAGCGGCAAGUCUCCCAACACUCGGGACAGCGAGACGGGUGGGGGCCUACUUCACCAUAUUGUUAGUCAUGCGGAACGUUUCACAGACCCAGACGUGUGUGUUGUCUUGUAUAUGCUGGCAUGCAAGGAUGUUGAUGUGGAUCUCCAGGACAAUGCUGGGGAAACUGCCCUGCAUAAAGUCGUUAGAAAAAAAGGAGCGUUCAGGAUUAUGCAGAUGCUGCUGAGGUGUGGGUGCGAUACACAGAUAACAAACGACAAGAGUCAGACGGCGUUGAACAUCCUGAUGGACGAAAAGCCUGACGGUUGGCAGGAGACGCUUCACUGGUACAAGAAAUAUCACCCAGGUCUGUGGGUAUUAUUGCAGGAGCCCCAGCCAGACCGGAAGCAAGUUGAACGUCUGCUCCUCAUGUGGUCUCGUCUGACAACAGUCAAGAACGGGAAGAUUGUGAAUAUGAAGACAUUGAUUCAGGAUGAUGUUAGGAAAACAGACCUUUUACAAUUGAUUGAGAAAUAUGAGAACUCUAUUGAGCUUGCUCUGGCAUUUGUUGGCGGUCUAGGAUUCAUUGUGCGGAUGUGGCACAAACAAGGUAUUUUGACCAAUCACGACGUCAACACAAGGGAUCACGCCUACCAGAGACACUACCCAGAAUGCCCGGAAGUCCCACAGCCCCUCCUGGCGGUGACGUGGGAAACUAACAGCCUGGACGCCAUGGAAAUGAUCAUGGACUUAAAACCAAACACAAGUGUCCUUUACAACGAGUAUUCCGAUUCUUCCCAAGCUAAACCUCUUUUCUUUCAUGUGUUAACGAGUCAGUUCCGUCCGCGCGAUGACAAGGUCAUAGAGAGAUUGUUCCAGGGGUCAGACCUCGACGCCCGUAAUAUGGACGGCCAGACCGUCCUGUUUGAAAUCAUCAAAUAUAAAGAGACAGAGAACAUUGGUAGAAGUGUACUUGCAGCAGGUGUGAGCAUCUCUGCCAGGGACAGGUUUGGGAGAACAGCACGUGACUAUGCCCAAGCGCUGAACUUACCUGUGUAUAUGAAACUGAUUGAUGAGCAGGUGCUGAGACUCAUCAAGAACAAGCAGUUUGAUGCCGUGGAGAAGCUGAUUCUUGAAAACUACUCAUUUACUGGCAUCAAGGACAGUUCUGGCAAGUCAGCGGCAGAGUAUGCCAAAAAGCAUUCCUCGCGACAGGUGUUUGAAGUCGUCAAGCUUGUGGAUGCAAUACAGACGUAUGUGAGGCGCGUGUUCACUGCAGUAGAGGACGAUGCGAUCGACGACCUGAAGAAAUUGCUGUCGUGUCAGAAGUAUGCUAACGCGAGGGAUAAGUGUGGGAGGACGUCAUUACUCAAAGCCAUACUCCUCCGCCAGAGAGACGCCACGUUGAUGCUUGCCCGGGACUGCUCCUUCAUCGUCAACACACCUGAUAAUCUUGGGCGAUACCCUCUCCAUUACGUCCAUCUCUUCAUGGAUGACCCAGAAGUGAUCGACGUCCUUGAGCGACAAGGUGCUGACCCGGAUCAAUGUGACCUACGAGGACGGCGUCCAGUGGCCUACAGUCGGAAGAUGUGCAGCAAUCAGGAAUUCUUGAACCUGCAGAAGGAAGUCCAGGAUUUCGACAUGGAGGUCUUCAUAUACGAAACGAACUUUGAGGAAGCUCUAAAAGGUGCUAUUAAAAGAGCUGACCUCGAUAUGGUAACGAGGCUGGUGUCCGGUCUGAAGGAACAUGGCGAGGUGAAGCGGUUCAACUCGGUGUUGUUUGACUGUGUGGACCAGAGACGGGAGGACAUUGCAAUGUUCCUGUUGAGGAAUGGUUUCCAGUGUGAUAUAUACAAACAGUUCAAACAUUGCAACCCAAAUGACCCCAUGUGUGCCAUGAUGGAAUGCAGUCAUUCGGUGACGUCACUCAAACAACGUGCAAUUGACAAGCAGUGCAGCAGAGUGGAGCGAGCUAUCACUGAUAUGAUGAAUGGUGGACUUGCUCCGCUCGUGAGUGUUCCUCCUCCAUUCAACUACAUGCCGAAACGACUGUAACACGGAGGGAGGGUGUUUCCAAAGUGCUCAUGGCGGACCAGACGGGUGUGUGACCCACUGCAGGCGGGUUGUCGUGUAAAAACAGUUCCAGUCCCUCACGGGCUAUUCAUCGACACAUGCAUGUGAUGACAUUUCAAUGGAUAGUUUGAAAUACAGUGACAUCUAUAA